AGACCAAAGUUGAUGCUAACACUCAGAGUAUUAAAAAUCUCGAAUCCGAACUUAGCAGGGCCAUUGAAUCGUUUAGUAAAAGUAACGAUGAGAAAGAUAUUUUGCAUCGUUUAAGAGCAUUGGAGGAAAAAGUAAAGCCUAGUAUAGAGGCUUAUGGUUACCAUGACAAGAAGAUUAAAGAAUUGGAAGAGCGUAUUAAGGGUUUGGAAGAGGAGCGUGAAAAUUUCAUUGAGCUCAUUAAAAAUCACAAGAAGAUUCAAGAAUUAGAAGAGCUUAUUAAGAGUUUGGAAGAGGAAUGCAAAAAUUCCAGUCAGCUAUUUAAAAAUCUUUUUGACCAUAAUGCAGAACUACACGAACAAAUGAACAGUUUGUCUGUCGCCAUCACAACGUUACAGAGUCAGCAACCCACAUCAGGAGAAGACAAGUCAGGCAAAUCAUGGUGGCCCGGAAGGAAUGGAAAAAAGAAAAAAAUACCAGUUCAAGAUAGUGAUCACAAGAGUAGUACUAUUGGAGAUAAGGCUACUAGAUCAGAUAAGGCAACUCCUACAAGUCUUAGUCAGGCAGAGUCUGACUAUACAAGUCCUACUAGCCUCAAACGUACUUUUUCUGUUCAUGACAAACAAAAGGCAAGCCGAAACAAUGAGAGUCCAACAUUCAAACGUGGUCACAAACGUGCUUCUUCUACUGGAGAUCUACUUGCUACUGUGGACAAAGGAGCAGAGGAACAUGAAACCUUGAAAGAACCAUUGAGCAGCAGUCGUGCAGCACUCAAUAAGAUUUAA
Molecule: messenger RNA, 782 nt
Organism: Amphimedon queenslandica
Lineage: Eukaryota; Metazoa; Porifera; Demospongiae; Haplosclerida; Niphatidae
Product: myosin heavy chain, clone 203-like
Exons: 1
Source: RefSeq, a predicted model, not a curated record